GAUUCAAGACGAAUCGCCAUAAAUCCCUGUAAAUUUGAUUUUUAUUAAAAAAUAGGCAAAAUAAGCGGCAAACAGCGAGAGGAGGGAAAAAAACGCAGCAGAGGGAAUGGCAAGCAAGCGUGAAAUCUUCAAUCUUUCGGGGCCUCACCAUCUCAUCAAGCCCAACUGGUUGGAUGCAGAUCACAGACGAUGCAUAGCCACCAGUUUUGUUCAGGGCGUAUAUGUCCGUGAACGAGACCGGCAACAACAGAGGCUCGGACUAAACGCCCAAGCAGAAAUCUGGUGGCGCUACUUCAAUUUUAAGCUCAUCGACUGUUUAAUCGACGGAACCGACGGUUCAAUCUUCGGCGCCGUGUAUAAAUGGAACCAGAAACUCACCCGGCCACCAGGCGCGCCCAAUAUGGUGGUGGCUUUCAGAGGAACGCUGCCAUCUGUGGCCGGAGAUCUCUGGAUGAAUUACAAUCUCCUCACAAAUCGACUCCACACAACCCGCCGCUUACAGACCGCAUUGGAGGCAGUGAAAAUAUGCGUUCACAAGCACGGGUGUGAAAAUGUGUGGGUUGCAGGGCAUUCUCUCGGCGCUGCUGUGGCCAUGUCGGCGGGCAGGAAAUUGGCAGAGGAGGAGAGGGUAUUUUUACAGGCGCAUUUGUUCAAUCCGCCCUUUAUUUCGCCUGUGGAGAGGAUUGGGGACGAGAAUUUAAAGCGCGGGUUUCAUCUCGCCAGUAGCCUGGUGACAGCGGGUCUGGCUAUGGCGCUCCAGAACAGCCGCGCCCGGAACGAAUCCUAUAAAUCUUUCUGCAAUUUGCAGUCUUGGGUUCCUUGUCUGUAUAUUAAUCCGAGAGACGAGGUGUGCUCGGGUUAUUUAGGGUACUUUGAGAGCCAGAAGUUGAUGAACCAGAUUGGGGCAGAGGGGAUUGCAAGAUUUGGGGCUCAGCAGUCGAUUGCCGACAUUUUUUUGACGGCGAUGGGACAAGAGUCGAAAACAGGGCAUUUGAUUCCCUCUGCAAGAUUUACAGUGAAUUUGAACCCUGCGGAAGAUUUUAGAAUGGCGCAUGGGAUGCAACAGUGGUGGGCACCUGAUUUAAGAAUUAAGUGCACCGAGUUCAGGCUUCAUCCGGUCCGGGCACUUCAUUCGGUGCAGGCUCCGGCAAGAGGAUUUACAGGGCACCGUAAGCCUCCCAUGGUAUUAAAGUGCCAGAGGCCUUGCAGGGUAACUUAAUUUUUUCCUGGUAUUGAAAUUUCCUUGCAGAUUAAUGGCUCCACCUGGUAGAAGAAUAUUUUAUUUUAACAGGAUUAAGGAUGAUUCUUGCGUUGGAUUCCUCUUUCAUGGGGAAGAGAGAAAUCGAGCAAGAGAAUCUAGAAUCUCUUAGUUGGAGUGGAGGGUGGUUUCGAAGUUUCCCCUAAAAUGGGAUUUUGUAAAUUCAUAUGCCAGAUGGCAAUUAUUUAUUGGUGUAAUUUUUUUUAUUCUAAAUUAACUCUAUAAAUAUAAGAAAACAUUUUG
This is a messenger RNA of Cryptomeria japonica (Japanese cedar), 1501 nucleotides long. Its product is annotated as GDSL esterase/lipase At4g10955. The record is from RefSeq and is a predicted model, not a curated record. Gene Ontology annotation, biological process: lipid metabolic process. The transcript has 2 exons. Lineage: Eukaryota; Viridiplantae; Streptophyta; Pinopsida; Cupressales; Cupressaceae. Bases 107 to 1219 code for a protein of 370 amino acids.